AUGUCCCUCACCUCCAGCACUAAAGCCCCGGUCGACCAUGUCCAGACCCCCGAGGAAGAUGGCAUCGUCCGUUCCCGGCCUGGCAAGGCCACGAAGGAGGAACGUCGCAUCCUCCACCGCGUGGACCGCCGGUUGAUCGUCAUGUUGGGGUUGCUGCAUACGGUCUCCCUGAUCGAUCGCGGGAAUCUGGGGACCGCGUCGGUGGCCGGCAUGACCAAGCAGUUGCAUCUGAUUGGGAUGAGAUAUAGCAUCAUCGCCGUCGCGUUCUUCCCGCCGUACAUCUGCUUCCAGGCGCUGGGGCCGGUCUUGGUCCGGAAGCUGGGGCCGGUGGCGUAUAUCUCGGGCGUGUGUUUUGUGUGGGGAGCUGUGAUGUUGGCGGCGGGCUUUGUCAAAGACUGGACCCAGCUGGUCGGAAUUCGGAUCGUUAUCGGCGCCCUGGAGGCGGGCUUCUUCCCCGGAGCGGUAUACCUGAUUUCAACAUGGUACACGCGGUUUGAGAUCCAGAAACGAUACGCCUUGUUCUAUCUGCUGGGCUGCGUGGCGUCAGCCUUCACGGGGUUGCUGUCGUAUGGGAUUACCUUCAUGAACGGCCUAGGAGGGCUGACGGCCUGGCGCUGGAUCUUCGUGAUCCAAGGCCUCAUCACCUGCGUCCUGGCCGCGAUCGCCUACUUUGUAUUGAUCGACUUCCCCGACCGCAUGCUGACCCAGCGCAACCGCUUCCUCUCGCCGCGCGAGUACGAGCUCGUGAUCCGGCGCAUCGAUGCGGACCGCUCCGACGCUGCCGUCGAGCCGUUCAACCUCCGCAAAUACCUGGCCGCCGGCCUCGACAUCCAUAUCUGGGGCUUCGGGCUGAUCUAUUUCUGCAGUACGACCACUGCGUAUGCUCUGUCGUACUUCCUGCCGAUCAUCUACCAGAAGGGCAUGGGGUUCUCGACGGGCGUGUCGCUGUGUCUGUUUGCGCCGCCGUACGCGGCCGCGGGGAUUGUGAUGAUGGCGACCUCGUGGGUUGGGGAUCGCUAUCGGAUUCGCGGGCCGAUCAUUGUGCUUAACUCGGUGCUGAGUUUGAUUGGGUUGCCGUUGAUGGGCUUCACGACGGGCGUGGCGCCCCGCCUGGUGGGAUGCUUCUUCACCACCAUCGGCGCGAAUGGGAAUAUCCCAGCCGCGAUGGCGUAUCAGGCAAACAAUGUGCGCGGCCAGUGGAAGCGCGCCAUCUGCAGCGCCAUCUUCGUGGGACUCGGGGCGUCCGGCGGGAUGACGGGAUCGCUCGUGUAUCGCUCGCAGGAUGCGCCAGAGUACCGGCCGGGCAUUUUGGUCAGUAUCGGUCUGACCUGCUUGUCCAUUGUGUUGGUGGGUUUGCUGUCGCUGCGACUGCAUUAUCUGAAUAAGAAGGUGGAUAAGGGGGAGUUGGUGAUCGGGGGGUUGCGCGGGUUCAAGUAUACGCUCUAG
Molecule: messenger RNA, 1446 nt
Organism: Aspergillus aculeatinus CBS 121060
Lineage: Eukaryota; Fungi; Ascomycota; Eurotiomycetes; Eurotiales; Aspergillaceae
Product: MFS general substrate transporter
Exons: 6
Coding region: 1-1446 (481 amino acids)
Biological process (GO): transmembrane transport
Cellular component (GO): membrane
Molecular function (GO): transmembrane transporter activity
Source: RefSeq, a predicted model, not a curated record